AUGGGAAACCGUGAAGAGCUGAUUGGCGUGGCGAUCCGUUUCGCGGCGGCGGGAUUGUUGUCGUGGUUGACCGUGCGUUACAUGGUCCGCUAUCUGGACCCUGCACGCGAAUCGAAAGAAGAGAACAAGAAGAAGGUUGACAAAUUGUUCGCGCAGCUUGGCAUGACGCAAGGCGUGGAGUUGAACGAGCACGAAUUGAGGAUAGCGACCCAGUUUGUGCUGGCGGAAGAUGGUGCGGAUUGGGAUGAGAUUGGAGGUUAUGAAGAUUUAAUUGGCGAGCUGCAAGAUCGCGUCAUUCUCCCGUUGAAGAUCGCCGUUGAGUCGAAAAGCAAGCUGCUCACGCCCCCGAAAGGUGUGUUGCUGUACGGCCCACCGGGAUGCGGAAAGACAUUGCUAGCGAAGGCCGUCGCAAAAUCAUCUGGAUGCCGUUUUAUCAACUUGCAAGUUUCCGAUCUGACGGACAAAUGGUAUGGCGAAUCGCAAAAAUUGGCGGCCGCUGUGUUCUCCGUUGCGCUCAAGUUCCAGCCCUGCAUUAUUUUCAUCGAUGAAAUCGACUCGUUUCUCCGCGCUCGCGCUUCACAUGAUCACGAGGCAACGGCGAUGAUGAAAGCGCAGUUUAUGCAGCUAUGGGAUGGUUUUGCUACGACGACGGCGCAGGUUAUCGUUAUGGGUGCCACGAAUCGACCCACCGAUGUUGAUGCAGCUAUUUUGAGGCGGAUGAGUGCAAAAUUUUACGUCCCGUUGCCGAGCUCGAAUCAAAGGAAAGGCAUUUUGGAGGUCUGUCGAUUGGCGGUUUUGAAUCGCGCAAAAGAAACCCUCUCGGCCGGGCAGGGGCUGUGCGAUCAGGGCCCACUUUCCUUCAACCAUCUCAACUCGGCCCUGCUCAAGUAUCGCUCGGCCCACAACCUUAUGAACGGAAAGCUCACACACGAUUUUGAUCUGGAA
This is a messenger RNA of Mesorhabditis spiculigera, 945 nucleotides long. Lineage: Eukaryota; Metazoa; Nematoda; Chromadorea; Rhabditida; Rhabditidae. The record is from the annotation of a GenBank genome assembly.